This is a messenger RNA of Puccinia triticina, 333 nucleotides long. RefSeq lists its product as uncharacterized. The transcript has 4 exons. The record is from RefSeq and is a predicted model, not a curated record. The coding region runs from base 1 to 333 and encodes 110 amino acids. Lineage: Eukaryota; Fungi; Basidiomycota; Pucciniomycetes; Pucciniales; Pucciniaceae.
AUGAGCUUGGAGUUAAACCAAAACGGAGCUUCUCACGUCGUCCAUAUCUCUGACGGACCGCCACCCGAUUUCAUCGAGUACUCUACCGCUGGGCCCACGGUUCAAGGAGAGAUGAAGUAUUUGUGCAGCGGUAUACCUCCAUUUGAUGCGAUGCUUGAGAAACCCAAUGCCGGAACUCUUUUCAUGAAAAUUCCAAAGGAUAUAUUGGAAUUUCACAAAAAUCCAAUACCUUUUGAAUUGAUGGUCUUCAUCCGGGCGAAACUGAUUGACGUCAAGCAAAGCCUUGAUAUAAUUCCAGUUAUGUGCGACUCGAUGUUGCCCACAAACACUUGA